AGCAAAUCCAAGUAGGGGAUCUAGAAGAAUUGUUUUUCUCUGUAACUGUUUUUUACUCGUUUCAUUAUAAAUUUUCAAGUCACAAUGUCUGAUGAUUCCGAAUAUGACGUAGAACCGGAAGAAGUUGAUAUUUACAAAAAGAAAUAUCAAUUACUAUUGGAUAGAUGUGAAGUUUUACAACAGGAAAAUGAGAGGUUGGUCUACAGAAUCCAGAAAGUAAGGAAGCUUCUUCGACGCACGAGGAAAGAGAAAAAAUUCUUGAUUGAUCGAUUGGAUCGACAUGGAGAUCGAUGGCGGGAAGCUCCAAUGGGUGUACUUGAAGAGAACAGUGUGUUUCAAACAACUCCAAAAUUAGAGAAAGGGGGAAAAGGUACCUUUCAUAAUACUAAAGAGGAGAAGCCCAGAAAAGGAGCAAAAAGAAAGAGCACAAAAGCUGAUCCAAAUGCACCAAAAAGACCUGCUAAUCCUUUCUUCCAAUUUUGUCAAGAGCAAAGACCUCGUGUGAUGGAACGUUUAGCUGGAGAACCAGAGCCUAGUAAGCAAGAACUUACUAGACAACUGGCAACUACUUGGAAAUCUCUCAGUUCUGAGGAUAAAAAAGUAUAUUAUGACAUGUAUGAAAGAUCCAAAGAGAAAUAUGUCGCUGAAAUGCAAAUAUAUAAUAAGAAGACUGAAGAUGCACCAUGUCAAUUGUCAAUAAAUAUAACAUAAUAUUUGGCAAAGGAAUGAAUAUUAAUUGUGG
Molecule: messenger RNA, 742 nt
Organism: Atta colombica
Lineage: Eukaryota; Metazoa; Arthropoda; Insecta; Hymenoptera; Formicidae
Product: non-histone protein 10
Exons: 4
Coding region: 85-711 (208 amino acids)
Molecular function (GO): transcription cis-regulatory region binding
Source: RefSeq, a predicted model, not a curated record